Molecule: messenger RNA, 3558 nt
Organism: Neodiprion virginianus
Lineage: Eukaryota; Metazoa; Arthropoda; Insecta; Hymenoptera; Diprionidae
Gene: Smox
Product: mothers against decapentaplegic homolog 3
Exons: 6
Coding region: 409-1830 (473 amino acids)
Biological process (GO): cell differentiation; SMAD protein signal transduction; BMP signaling pathway
Cellular component (GO): heteromeric SMAD protein complex
Molecular function (GO): RNA polymerase II cis-regulatory region sequence-specific DNA binding; I-SMAD binding; DNA-binding transcription factor activity, RNA polymerase II-specific
Source: RefSeq, a predicted model, not a curated record
UGCACAUUAAUUAACGUGUGCAGGGCGCAUGCGUAAACGUAUUAACAUUUCGGCCAUCUAUCUCUACAUCGCCCUCAAGUGGCCUUCACCACUUUAGUGCACGUUCCAGUGUAACUCUGCCUCUGAAUACAUUUCAGUGCUUUUGAUAAUCCACUAUGGUAAUCAUGACAAUCAUAGUCCACGGUUAAGUUCACGAAGGACAAAAUGGCGGUUGCCGUAAAGUUGUCGUUGAACGUGUAAUUUAUCUUCUUAUAAUUUGACGCACUUGUCGUCUGUACUUUGGGGUAACAUUAUUCCGAAGUGUAUAGCGAGUGAACUAUAUCAGUUUAAUUCCAUCUUAGUGUGUGUUUUGAUUAGUGAACUGUAUCGUCGGCCUGAUGCGGGUCGCAAACGAAUCGCCUAUUGCAAAUGAUGACUUCAAUGCUGCCUAGUUUCAAUCCACCGAUCGUAAAGAGGCUAUUGGGUUGGAAAAAAGGCGAGGGUGAAGACAAAUGGAGUGAAAAAGCUGUGAAGAGUUUGGUGAAAAAACUAAAAAAGUCCGCGGGGCUCGACGAACUUGAAAAAGCGAUCACCACGCAGAGUUGUAAUACCAAGUGCAUCACUAUACCAAGACCCAAUCAAGGAGGAAUCGGUGAUAACGGAGUCCAGGGCAUUCGGGGAAAGGGUCUACCACACGUAAUUUACUGUCGAUUGUGGCGUUGGCCAGAUUUACAGUCGCACCACGAGUUGCGAGCUAUUGAACAUUGCGAAUACGCAUUUACUCAAAAAAGAGACGAAGUUUGUGUGAAUCCAUAUCAUUAUCAAAGAAUACAAACUCCAGUUUUGCCAGCAAUCUUGGUGCCAAGGCAUAGUCUUUCUGGUGACGAAUCAGUUUUGUAUAAUACCUCACUAGAAGAGUUGAGCGUUAGUGUACCAGAAAACACAAGCUUUCACGCAACAUUAAACCAUCAACAGCACAACCAACAGGGCAUUCCGCAAUCUCCGCAACAGCAGCAACCGAAUAAUCCUUAUCAAGGAAUGCAGAGCAUGCAAGCAACAAGUCCUGCGAGUGUUGGUAGUUUAGGAAGCGUCCAAGGGUCUCCACGGCCGGCUCCAGGAUCUAUGGAUCCUCCAGCUGAUACGCCUCCACCUGGUUAUAUUAGCGAAGAUGGUGACAAUAUGGAUCAUAACGACAAUAUGUCCCUAUCACGUUUGUCUCCUAGUCCGGUAGAUGCGCAACCAGUGAUGUACUGUGAGCCUGCAUUUUGGUGUUCAAUAAGUUACUAUGAACUUAAUACAAGAGUAGGUGAAACAUUUCAUGCCUCUCAACCGAGUAUUACAGUGGAUGGUUUCACGGAUCCAAGUAAUUCAGAACGCUUUUGCCUUGGCCUUUUAUCCAAUGUAAACAGAAACACAGUUGUUGAACAAACCCGACGGCAUAUUGGGAAAGGAGUAAGGCUGUAUUACAUUGGUGGCGAAGUGUUUGCUGAAUGUCUAUCAGAUUCUAGUAUUUUUGUGCAAAGCCCUAACUGUAACCAACGUUAUGGAUGGCAUCCUGCAACUGUUUGCAAAAUACCACCUGGUUGUAAUCUUAAGAUUUUCAACAAUCAAGAGUUUGCUGCGCUCUUGUCGCAGUCGGUAUCUCAAGGUUUCGAAGCUGUAUAUCAGCUGACACGAAUGUGUACGAUCCGAAUGAGUUUUGUAAAGGGUUGGGGAGCCGAAUAUCGCCGCCAGACUGUUACUUCAACGCCGUGUUGGAUAGAAUUGCAUUUAAAUGGACCACUCCAAUGGCUCGACAGAGUUCUGACGCAGAUGGGUUCACCUAGAUUGCCAUGUUCAUCGAUGUCUUAAAAGAAAAAUCCUUCAGGAUGACCUUGCUUGGUCGAAUGUCUCGCUACUCUGCUUAAGCCUUUGGAAGAUUAUUGGGCUAGGACGAACGGAAAACUUCCAAUUGAUCGUUUCAUGUAUAAUUUAAAAUUGUAAUUAUUUCAUUUCAAAAUCUCCGUUAGUUGCGAUGAUGAAGUAUCGAAUAAUCAUGGGAAACAUGAUAAAAAAUAUGCAUGCAAGUGGACCAGGCAAAGAUGUGAUUGCGAUGGUACUCCAUGUCAGGAAUACACAUUUUGGUCACAAAGAUUGAAUACCAAACCUAGCUCUCAGAAUGCCUAUGGUUUAGAAAUCAUUGAUUUGUAAAUGACGACUGUAUUAAGGAAAAUUUGAAAACAAAUAUCAAGAACUUUGAAUUUUUUAUACAUUACCAGCUGCUGUAUUUGUAAAUACAUAUAACGGGUUCCAUCUUAUUUAAUCUAAUCAGUGAAAGUCAAUGACGUCAAUUUUUUUUACCAAUUAUCUUUCGGAUCUGAUGUUUGGCCAUUUUUCGCCACCUCUAUUGGUUUUAUCAAAUAUCCCUUUUUUCAUCAUAUUUUCGAAAACAGACAUUCAUUAAUUAGUUCCAAUACCAAGAACAUUAAUAUUUCUUAAAAAUGGUCGUAGAAAAAAAUGUGUCAUAAGAUUUGAGCUUACCGCAAUAACAUUAUCAUAAAUUUUUUCUAUCACAAAGAAAGAUGAAAAUCUUUUAACAUUUAUUUUAGGAUGCCUGAAUCUUAUGCUGCAUUUUUCGUCUCAUAUCAACGGAGUACUAACAUUUCUGAUGUUGAAACCAAUUACAAAACGCGUGUUACGAAAAUCAGGAAAAUUAAUGUAAUUAAUAAAACAAUAGAGGGGGCCAAAGCGGAAAAUGGUCAGCCACGUUUUUUACUUUUUUUUGUCAGAGUAUAAUCGAAAGCAAUCUGACGAAAAAGUCAGCAUCCGCUAUCUUCCUUGAUUAAUAAUAAGUUUAAUAAGAUGGAAACCCACACAUACAUAUGUUUAUGUACAACGCACAUGAACUGGCUGCCAAUCCCACUUACAUCAUUAAUUGAGAAAUUUCGUUUUUCAAUUUCAGAAUUGAUUAACAAGUUUCAAGUAUCGAGAAAAUUGAUAAUUUACUACAGUCCACUGGAAGAUUGCUUACACAAUUGUUUCUUCUUACUAGUCUAACGUAUAGCAAAAAUAUUUAUUGUACGUUGCUUUAAAGUUAUUCUCCAAUUCAACCUUAAUACCAGAUUGAACCUUUCCACUUUAAUUAUUUUCAAAGCUGUUUACUAGAGUAUUAUUUAUUACAUAAACUGUACAUUAUUUCGACAUCAUUCGUCAUGGUUUGAAAUUUAGAAAUAUAUUAGGCAAAAAUUUAGUGAGGCAUUUUUUUCACUGUUGUCUUUUGCUUUAAUGUCGAGGAUGAUUAUUUUAGAAUAACCAGAUUCACUCAAUUGAAUUUUGUCAAAUGGAAAUGAGUCAUGAGAAACAUACAUUAUCCCAUAUUUGCAAGCUAAUUUGCAAGCAUUCUUCUCUUUUGCAUUACUGUAUAAAAAUGAGCCUGAUUCUAUGCAUACAUCAUUAUGAACAGUUGCGUUCAGCAGAUAUGAAUCUUGCAUAAUAUUUCCUUAACACCAUUACUAUGGUGAUUUUGUAUUGAUAUUAGCUGACGAACCACAUCACUUCCAUAACUGUAAUCUUUGCUGAAUGUGAAAGAAGUUACACUUA